Messenger RNA from Patella vulgata (common limpet), 3315 nucleotides. RefSeq names its product toll-like receptor 2 type-2. Gene Ontology annotation, cellular component: membrane. The coding region runs from base 139 to 2280 and encodes 713 amino acids. Gene Ontology annotation, biological process: toll-like receptor signaling pathway; immune response. The transcript is spliced from 2 exons. The record is from RefSeq and is a predicted model, not a curated record. Gene Ontology annotation, molecular function: protein binding; transmembrane signaling receptor activity. NCBI's taxonomy places the organism in Eukaryota, Metazoa, Mollusca, Gastropoda, Patellidae.
CUGACUUCCUUGUAGGUAGGGUCUUAAAUAUAAUGUACAAAAUUUAUUUACCCAUUGAAUGAUGAAGCUUGUUCACGAAGACUUAUAAUAAUUUCCAGUGAUAGCAGAUUGUAAAGACUUCAACUGAAAAAGAUACUGAUGGAAACUCUAAUGUGGGCGUAUCUACUACUGGUCUUAUAUCCUGUUGAGGUCAGCACAUUCAACUAUGGCAAGGAACGUGAUAACCAACAUAAUUGGACAGUAUGUGGAGACAAUUUGUGCAAGUGUAAUGAAAUAAACCAAGCAUUCUGUUUAAACCAGGGACAUAAACUGAAUUAUAUACCAAGAUUUGAACGAAACAUAACGUAUCUUAACUUUACUGGUAAUUAUUUACCGCAUAUAGAUAAUCACACCUUUACUAAUAUUACCAAUUUUAAACUGAACUACCUGCAUUUACAGACGAAUUCAAUACGGAACUGUACCCGAAAUGCAUUUAAUGGUCUGACUUUUUUACGAACAUUAUCAAUUAGAAAUAGUACCAUCUCAAAGACGGGGCUGAUGCAAUGCUUGUCUGGGGUAACGAAAGAUUUACAAACUCUUGAUUUAUCAUACAUACACUAUUAUUCCCCCUUGAAUCUAGAUCUGGACGAGAGUAUGAACAAUUCAAAGAUCAAAACAUUGUACAUUCGGAAUAUUGAUAUGACAAAAUAUAACCAUAGUAAGUUAUCAACUUUAAAACAUCUGCAGUCUAUAACUAUUCUCAAAUCCUAUAUUAAAACCGUAACAUUUGAUUAUUCGUCUUCAUUAAGGACAUUAAAUUUUUCUUAUAACAAACUUUCAGAAUUUCCAAAAUUUUGUGUACACGAAAAUGCAUAUUUUACAAAUCUUGAGGAAUUGCGUUUAGACCAUAACAACAUACCCUCUGUGCAUCCAGAACAACUUGCUUGUAUGAAAUCCUUGGCCACAUUUUCAAUUAAUAAUAAUCUUAUUUUUUAUAUAGAAAACAACACAUUUUCAAACUUGCCAAAUCUUAAUGUAGUAUCAAUUGUAUACAAUAGCAAAGGAAUGUGUUUGGAUGAAUUUGCUUUUAAUAGUUCAUCUCUGAAGAAGCUUUAUAUUUAUGACGAUGACUUGUAUUUUGAUAAGGAUCAUAAAUGCAACAGUUUGGAUGCUUUUAAAUACUGUAGCCAACUUGAAAUUUUAAGAGUAUCCUCCAACCACUUUGAGUUUACUACUAAUCCAAUGUUCGAUGAAUUAUUCAGCAACUUGGUUAACGUAAAAUCGUUGUCACUAACUAGGUGUCGGUUAACUUUUCUUCCAAGUUUUAUUCCAAAAUAUCUUUAUAAAUUGGAGAAAUUAUGGCUCCACAACAAUAACAUAAAAGAUAUACCGGAAGGUUAUUUUAAUAAUUUCAAUCAUCUCCAAAAUAUACAAUUAAACUCAAAUAAAAUAACCACAGUUAAGCAAAUUACAUUUUCACUUCAAUGUCUUCAACAAUUGAAAUACAUUGAUCUCUCUGGGAAUCCGUUUUCUUGCUCCUGUGAAUUGCUUUGGUUCAUCAAUUGUCUAAAAACAAGCUCCAUUAGUAAUGUUUUUUUUCAUUUUCCAACGGAAUACAUCUGUGAUUCUCCGCCGCCUUUUAAAGGGAAGCAACUCGUACAAGUCCGUCUUUCGGAACGUACAUGCGCAAUAACGAAACAGGUUCGUGUAAUUAUUAUAUCUACAUCGGCAGGAAUUCUUCUCUUACUUUUAACUAUUUCUGCUGUUUACCGUUAUCGAUGGAAUUUGCGAUAUAUAUUGUACAUGGCACGAUUUCAACAUAUUCGCCACCAAAGACUUUUAAAUGGUGGCGGAGAUUAUAAAUAUGAUGUCUAUCUUAGUUCCUCUGACACGGACUUUGAUGACGUAAUAUAUGAUGUACUUGUCCCUAGAUUAGAGGAGAACAUGGGUCUGCGACUUUAUAUCCCCCAAAGAGAUGGACAGGGAAAUAAAAUUGAUCAAAUAAUAUCUAAUAUGGAUGCCAGUCGUAAAGUCAUUUUAUUCUUAUCUGAUAAAUAUGUCGAAGACGGUUAUUGUGAAUUUGAAGCUAGUGUUGCCUAUAAUAAGUAUAUCAAUGAAAAGCGUGAUUUAAUGAUAGUAGUAGUAUUAAGGGAACUUGGUGCCCUGAAUGUAACAAAAACCAUACAUAAAAUACUAUCUGUUGAUAAGUAUAUUAAAUGGGGUUGGGAUGAUGAAAGUGUGGAAUUAUUCUGGUUAAAGAUAACUGCUGCUAUUAAUAAUAUGGAUGACCUAAUUCCUUAAAGGUACACUCCCUGUAAGAAAAGUUAUCAGAAAAUGUUGACGAUACAUUGACGAAUUUUGUAGUGGUAGUGGACUAUUGAGUUUGCUUUCAAAUAUUCGCGCUUUCAACACCUUUCUGGAAAAGCAUCAAUUAACGACAACUGUCUAGUUAUGGAUUACAAGGCACAUUUCUGUAUUUACUAAACAGUUAUAUAUGUAAUAGAAAUCAAACUGCUUUUGUAAAUUACGCUUACUUAUCGACCCUAAUUCGGGUGUUCCCUAGGGCUUUGUAUUAAGCCCAUUCUUAUUUCUUCUGUACAUAAACGAUAUCCAAGAUGACUUGGAAGAUACUGCUAGAUUAUUUGCCAGUGACACUGCCAUUAUUUGCAUUAAAUCCCAUUUAUAUGAAAUAGAAACUUCCUUAAAGGCUGAUUUAUUCAAACUAAAAUCAUUUGAGCCCUGUUUCAAUAUUUUUUAUUUAUUUGUAUAUUUCUCUUUCGGUAUAUUAUAUUUAUUUUUCUUGCAUAUUAUUACAAUUAUAUGCGUAAAUUGCAUUAUUUUAUUCACACAAUUUAUGUUUAUAUCAAUAACGUGUGUAAGUUUUUAAUAAUGUUAGUUCAACUCAGUUGGUCCAAAGUUGUUUUUGUUGAUACAAUAGAAUAAUAUGUUUAAACUAAUUAAUGUAAAUUGAUACUAAUUUCGACAGUGAUUUUAAAAAACAGAUAUUUACUGGAUAACCAGGGAUAUAUUUCUGAGCUGUUUAAUUACUUCGAUUAACCAGACACUGUUCGAAAGAACCGAAACUUCGCUGUAUGGGGAUCCUAGAUCACAAUAAAAUGCCCCCCCCCCUCCCAAUACUAAGUUUCGAUGUUCUAUAUUUGGGGAAUUGACUGCUAACAUGGUCAGAUUCCGUAUGUAUGGUUAAUAUGAAUUUCAAACACAACUGUCAUGUAAUAUCCCUCACUUUGUUGAAAGAUGGGAACACCAUCAAUUGUAUAAUUAAACAAAUGUGUAUUAUAUUCAUUAUAAAAUUAUGAUUCGCUUAAGUUAAACAUU